UCAGGCGUCGGCCCUCAGCGACCGCAAUAGAAUGCUCCUCACGCAACUCCCUUGUGCCGCGUUCUGCUCGCAAGUCUGGCCGCUCAGGUGCUCAUUCUGCAGUGUCAGCAUGGCCCUCACUGCAGUGAGGGCGUUCUCACGAUGCAGUGCGUCAUCAAGGCGGUCCUGGGCCGGCUGUCGCUCGGCCGCGUGUCGGGCGACCUGCUGUCUUGCCUCAUCUGCAUGGCGCUGGAGCUGGGCAGUCUUGACGUCAGCCUCCCACUGCCUCACUUUGGCCCUGGUUCGCUCCCUGAAGGCUCUCACGCGAAGAUCCAU
Messenger RNA from Vitrella brassicaformis, 315 nucleotides. Lineage: Eukaryota; Vitrellaceae. The record is from the annotation of a GenBank genome assembly.